Molecule: messenger RNA, 2597 nt
Organism: Magallana angulata
Lineage: Eukaryota; Metazoa; Mollusca; Bivalvia; Ostreida; Ostreidae
Product: conserved oligomeric Golgi complex subunit 7-like
Exons: 23
Coding region: 183-2447 (754 amino acids)
Biological process (GO): retrograde vesicle-mediated transport, Golgi to endoplasmic reticulum; intracellular protein transport; Golgi organization
Cellular component (GO): COG complex
Source: RefSeq, a predicted model, not a curated record
AACUGUUUGAAAAUUACGUUGUUCCGAUUUUAAAAGAUAUUAUACAUCGUAAACUAAAGUUCGAAAUUUUGUCAAGUUUUAUGUACGAGUUAUGAAAUAAUUUUCCUAUGACUUUAUUACCUCCACACACUAACUCUUUAGCAAUGUAAACAUUUUUUUGCAGUCGACGUGGAAAAUCGAAAAUGGAUUAUUCCAAAUUUUUGGACGAUAAUUUUGAUGCAAAAGAAUGGGUCAAUACAGCCUUUAGAUCACAAAAGGAUCCAGUUGCUGCUAAAGAUCAAUAUGCAACAACCUUGGUGAUGAAACUUCAAAUGUUUAUUCAGGAAGUGAACAACAUAAUAGAGGAAACCAGCCAGCAAGCUGUUCAAAAUUUACCAAGAGUGAUAAGAGAACUAGAUGCUGUAAAACAGGAAGCUGCUCUACUCCAGGAUCAGAUGAAAAUGGUCAAACAGGACAUUCAAAAGGUGGAACAUGACACAGCUAAAUCAAUGCAGACUCUGCUAAAACUGGACGCAAUCAAAUCCCGAAUGACCUCUGCUGCAGAAGCCCUCAGGGAGGCAGACAAUUGGACCACACUGAGCUCAGAUGUGGAGGAGGUGUUCCAAUCUCAAGAUAUCAAGGCUAUAACAUUGAAACUGAAAGGGAUGCAAAACAGUUUGUUGAUGUUGGUUGACACACCUGACUAUGCAGACAGGUGUCAGCACCUGGAGACCCUCAAGAACCGCCUGGAGGCGGUGCUGAGCCCCCAGCUGGUGCAGGCCUUCACCACCCAGUCCCUGGAGACUGCCCAGACCUACACACAGAUCUUCACCGACAUUGACCGGGUCCCCCAGCUCUACAAGUACUACACCAGGUGUCACAAGGUGACUUUAUUGGGUGCAUGGAAGAAUAUCAUUGAAGCAAAUGCAGAUGACACGUUGAAAGAAUGGUUGACGGAAUAUUAUGACCUGCUUCUGUCAACUUGGCAUGCAGAGAUGAAGUGGUGUAAGCAAGUGUUUCCAGACCCCCUUCCUAUCGUGUGUGAUCUGAUUAAGGAGACCCUGGAAUCCCUGGAUCCACCUCUUCAUUCAUGCAUUAACCUGUACACACAACACAGAGAUACACUGACCGGACUGAUAGAGCUCAAACAGAUAACAGAGAGAUUUGCCAGGAGUAUGGAGCAAGCUGUGGAAUCCAAUAUGAUUGCGGAGAACUGUAGUCAUGUGACCAGUCUAGAUCACCUGUUGCUGGAGUUGUACGCCCCUUAUCGGCACCACAUCUGUACCUACCAAAGCCUAGAGGAGGAGACACUUGGAAAAAAUCUGGAUUCUAUUAAACUGGAUCAUGAAGAAAUCUUUGAGACAGUUCAAUUGUUAGGCAGUUCAGUGAAUAAACUAUUUAACUUUGCAAAGGAGGCCAAUGAAAGAUGCCUGAACUUAACCAAUGGAUGUGGAUAUUUGUUUAUGAUGGAUGCCUUAAAGACAUAUUUUAGUAAUUACUGUAAAGAAUUUCGGAGAGUGUUGACCAAUAUCAAGGAGAAGUGUAGAACAAGUCGGCGAGCGGGGGAGGAAGAGGACUGGACCCACUUCCAGCACACGCUGAGGAUCAUCCAGACCUGUGGUGAUCUUAUUAUGCAUAUGGAUGAAUUAGAUGGAAAUAUUUUGAGCAGUAUGAUGCAGACGAUAGCACAUUACACAAAUCCAAGCUCACUUGUAAAAGAGAUCGGAAAGCUUCGGUUCUUUGGGAAGGUUUCUGUAGUUGAGGCUCAUGCUGCAUUGUUUUUAAAAAAUCCCCAUGACAUCGAGAACCUAGAGGUCCUAGUUACUAAGCUUGGAGAAGGGGACCUUCCCUCUGUGUUGGAGGACACCAAACGGGAGCUGUGUAAACUGAGUGAAGAUGUUCAUAAGUUUUCUUUUGAUAUUGUGUUUGGUACACUGAGGGGGUACCUAGCAGAUGUCAGCAACAUGGAGAUCUGGACAUCAAAGAGUGCUGGAGGAGCUUUGACCUCUGACCUUCCGACCUUCAGCCUUUCUCCACAGGAAUACAUAACAAAAGUUGGUCAGUUCCUGAUGACACUACCCCAGCAUCUGGAGCCGUUCACCAUGCAGGACAACCCCUCAGUGUUAGUGGCUCUAAAGCAUGGGAAACUACCUUACACAGAUGAAACAGAGCUCCCAGAGCAUGUGGCAGACCUGUGGUUAGAGUCCAUCGCCCGAGGAACCAUGCACCUGUAUUGUGAGCAGAUUCUAAAGAUCCAGGAACUGUCCAACCAUGCUGUCAAACAGCUCAUCACAGAUAUAGAUUACCUCUGUAACGUGUUGGACGACCUCGGCCUGAUUGCCUCGGAGAAUCUGAAGAACAUCGACACCCUACUGAAGGCGUCGGCAGAGGAGUACCUGGAUGUAGCCGAAUCCAUGCCUCAAAGACUCUCACAUGCCAUAAGCAACAUGAGGAAUAUUGAACUGUAACCAUAGACUAUUAGACUAUUCAGUAUGGAAUCUCUGCAUCAAAAAUAUUCUUACUGUAUACAGCUACAUGUAUAUUGUGAAAUAUGAAUACAUGGGAUUUUGUUAUUUUUACUUGUGUAUAUUUAUUAUGAAAAUAAAUGUAUAAACAUA